AUGUUUACCUCUCUCAUUGCACUCCUCCCCCUCCUCGCUCUCCCCCUCUCACACGCUGCCGGCGCCUCAGACCCCCGCGAACUCGACUCGCGGGCCAUCUACGACGCCGACGCCGCCCUCGCUCCUCGCGGCACUGAUGCUCCCGUCAACGCGCACGGACACGGUGCCAACGGCUUCCGCUCCAGGGCCCACACCUCUGGCGUCCGUCGACGCAGAAACCACGGCGAGGCUGGCCAGAAGCUCGUCAGGAGAAAGGUGAACGGCGGCAAGGAAAACAAGGAAAAGCGCACCAGCGAGAAAAAGAAGAGGUCUUGCAAGGCCAAGACGAGCGAAGCUGCCUCUUCUUCCACCGCCUCGUCCUCUGCAAGCCUCGCGUCGGCUGCCUCCAGUGCUGUGUCUAGCGGGUCUAGCUCAGCGACCGCCGCCAGCUCUGCCGCUUCUCUCACCAACUAUGCGUCUUCUGCCGCGUCCUCCAUUGCCACUGGUACCGCGUCGGCAUCUACCAACGACACGGGCGAUAAUUGGACAGCUUCGGUCAGUUUCCAGACCACCUACACGGUCGGAAACAAUGCUACGGCUACGGCUACCGCGACUGCCACCAGCUCUCAGGUGGCCAACGCCACUGCUUCGGCCUACGAGAGCGAGCUCUUCCCUUGGGGUACCGGUCUUGCCUCGUGGACGACUUCUGACGGUCUCUUGUCUUACGACAGCGCCUUGAAGCCUUUGACGUCUGGUAAACUCGCCGACACUACCAACGCGCCUGAUGGCACCUCUGCCCUCUACGCCUCCUACCCCAGCGGUACCUACGGUCUCUCUUCCGACACCGGUUCUGGUUUCUCUUUCUACUCGCCCGGUUACUCUGGUGUCGAGAUCGACAAUGCCACCGAAGUCAUGCUCUCCUACUCUAUCUGGUUUGACAGUGGUUUCCAGUUCAACAAGGGCGGCAAGCUUCCCGGUCUUUACGGCGGUACCAGCUUGAGCGCCGCCAAGAGCUGCAGUGGUGGUAGGCAAAACGACAGGGGCGACUGCUUCUCUGCCAGGUUGAUGUGGAGGACCAACGGUGCUGGUGAGAUCUACGACUACCUUCCCGUUUCCUACACCGAUUCCGACAGCGGCUACGGCGAGUCUAUUGACCGAGGAGCGUUCACCUGGGCCACCGGCGAGUGGGUCACCGUCGCCAACCGAGUCAAGCUCAACGACGUCGGCUCUGCCAACGGUGAGCAAGAGAUCACCAUCAACGGUGAAAGCAAGAUUAGCAUCACUGGUGUCACUUUUGCUACCAAGGACAACACCAAGAUCUACGGUAUCAUGGCGCAGACCUUCUUUGGUGGUCACGACAGCGACUGGGCUUCUCCCCAGGACCAAAAGGCCUACUUCAAGGACUGGUCUAUCGCCGUCCUCGCCUAA
Messenger RNA from Cryptococcus wingfieldii CBS 7118, 1407 nucleotides. Its product is annotated as alginate lyase. The record is from RefSeq and is a predicted model, not a curated record. Bases 1 to 1407 code for a protein of 468 amino acids. Lineage: Eukaryota; Fungi; Basidiomycota; Tremellomycetes; Tremellales; Cryptococcaceae. The transcript is spliced from 4 exons.